UAUAUUCACUGUAGUUUCAUUAUUCAAGACCAAAGCUCUUAUUUUCUCUCAAAGCAACCAACUUCAAUUCAAUUCAAAAGUAUGGCUCCCUGUGGAGAGAGUUUCUCAAACCCUAAUUUGUGUAGGAACAACAUUGCGAAGCCACCGAAGCAGUCACUAUGUAAUAAUAAUCAUAUUCAACGGACCUUCUCAGACAUCUCGUUCGAGCUGGCGAAAGAAGAGAUCAAUGAUUUGAAGACACUUACACCAAUAAGUGAGGUAGAGGAUGCAAAGUGCGAGUGUUGUGGCAUGUCCGAAGAGUGCACGCCGGAGUACAUAGGCCGCGUUCGCGCCAAAUUCUCCGGCAAGUUUGUGUGCGGGUUGUGUUCGGAGGCGGUGAAGGAAGAGUUGGAGAAGAACGGAGGGAAGAAGGAGGAAGCACUGAACUCACACAUCAAUGCUUGUGUUAGGUUCAACAAGUAUGGUAGGGCUUUCCCUGUUUUGUUCCAAGCUGAAGCCAUGAAAGCCAUGCUGAAGAAGAACAAAAUGGAAGGGAGAAGGGCUAAGUCCUUUAACCCUAGGGACACCAACAAUGGACCAAAGAUAGGAUCCAUUGCAAGGAGUUCAAGUUGCAUUCCUGCAAUCACAAGAGAGAUCAAUGAUCUCACUCUUGCAAAUUAAUUAUGUUCUUUAACGGUUUUUGACUAUCAAUUUAGAAAAAGUAGUAAUUGAAAAAUUAAUGUAUUUUAGACAAUUUGUCUAUAUACAUAGAAUUUUCAAUGAACUACUUUUUCGUCCUAAUUAAGGGGAACAUGGUUAUGUACUAUCUUUGUUUACCUGUUCCCUAUAAUUUUCUCUCUGCUGACCGAUGUUUCAAUUUGUGUGUAAUGGGAAGAAGACCCAAGUCACCUUGAUUAUAAGGGUUUUUUUUCAGGUCUUUGAACCCAUGCAUACAUAAAUUAUAGUUUUUGGAAGUUGGUAUGUGGUGCCACUUCUUGUUUUUCCUUCUUUCUCUUUAGACUUGAGAGGGUUAUAGUCCAUGUUGCGUUUUAGGUCAUCAGGGUAUGCAUGUCUUUUAUUUCUUGUUUUAUCCAAUAAAUUAAAAUAAUAUGUAUAAUGUAUUCUGGAUAUUAUUGCCAAUCUUACAUAUAGCUCUUAUUGUGUAAUAAAUUCAAUUUGCUUAGCUUAUUGCACAUUGAACUAAUAAUAAUCCUCCCGCUUACUA
Arachis stenosperma is the source of this 1204-nucleotide messenger RNA. RefSeq lists its product as uncharacterized. The record is from RefSeq and is a predicted model, not a curated record. Lineage: Eukaryota; Viridiplantae; Streptophyta; Magnoliopsida; Fabales; Fabaceae. The coding region runs from base 82 to 660 and encodes 192 amino acids. The transcript has a single exon.